GGAAACCGUCGGAAGGAAACAGCCGAAGUUGUUUCAUUUUCAGUCUAUAUAAAGCAAUCAAUAUCAAGCUAUAUACAGCAGAAUUGCAUAUUUAACUUUCAAGAUUGCCACUGCCGAAUAAGAGAUUUCUUUCCCACUCACUCUGCCUGUAUCUAAAUCAAAUGGCGUCUAUCACCUUCAUGGACUGUUCCUCCUCCACCACUGCUCGGCUUUUUCCCUUUACCCGCACCACUUUCCGCCACAACAGCGUCCUCUUUCUCCGCCGCCUGGUGCGUCCUCUCUCCAUGCGUUCUACCUCUCUCAGAACACUCACUGUUGGCUCUUCCUCUGUCUCUUCAGUACCCGCCAUAAAUGCUGCAAUCGGUAGCGAGGCGGGUGCUAAGGUGAUUGAUGGAAAGUUGGUGGCGAAGAAAAUACGGGAGGAGAUAGCUGCUGAAGUAUCGAGGAUGAAAGAGGAAAUUGGUGUUGUUCCUGGGUUGGCUGUUAUUCUUGUUGGGGACAGAAAGGAUUCAGCUACUUAUGUUCGCAACAAGAAAAAAGCUUGUGAAUCUGUUGGGAUUAAUUCUUUUGAAGUUCAUCUGCCUGAAGAUUCCGCAGAACAAGAAGUACUCAAGUUUAUUUCAGGUUUUAAUGAUGAUCCUUCAGUUCAUGGCAUCCUUGUGCAGUUGCCAUUACCUUCCCAUAUGAAUGAGCAGAACAUCUUGAACGCUGUGAGUAUUGAGAAGGAUGUAGAUGGCUUCCACCCACUGAACAUUGGUCGUCUUGCCAUGCGAGGAAGAGAACCUUUGUUUGUUCCAUGUACUCCUAAAGGGUGCAUUGAAUUGUUGCAUAGAUAUGGUGUUCAAAUCAAAGGGAAGAGGGCAGUUGUGAUUGGUCGCAGCAAUAUUGUUGGGAUGCCAGCUGCUUUGUUGCUUCAAAGGGAAGAUGCAACUAUAAGUAUUGUCCAUUCUAGAACCAAGAACCCCGAGGAGAUCACCAAACAAGCAGAUAUCAUAAUCUCUGCCGUAGGACAACCAAACAUGGUGAGGGGGAAUUGGAUAAAGCCCGGUGCUGUUGUAAUUGAUGUUGGAAUCAAUCCAGUUGAGGAUGCAAAAAGUCCUCGAGGUUACAAGUUGGUUGGAGAUGUUUGCUAUGAAGAGGCCUGCAAGGUUGCUUCAGCUGUCACUCCAGUUCCUGGGGGAGUUGGUCCAAUGACCAUAGCGAUGCUUCUCUCCAAUACUCUUUGUUCGGCAAAGAGGGCACACAAUUUCCAGUGACUUCAAUCAAAAUUUAAGAUUACUGUUGGUGUUGGGAAAUAUAAUCUCGUAGGAACUGACCCUUCACUAUGUUUUGCUCGAGUCUCCAUUCUUUUCUCAGGGAAAGAGUCUCUGUCCAUGUGCUGCACCUUGUUAGUUUACAUUUAGAUAAUGGGUUAGGAACCAGUUUUGAGGCAUAUUGUCUUGCCAAGUUUUCUAUGCAAUGGAUUGUCUUGUUACUGCUAAAUGUAAGUUGCAACUUUUGGGUCAGAUACUGUUACUUUAUGUUAUAGAUUUACAUCAAAUAAAAAAACUGGAGUAAAUCAAGCA
Molecule: messenger RNA, 1565 nt
Organism: Manihot esculenta (cassava)
Lineage: Eukaryota; Viridiplantae; Streptophyta; Magnoliopsida; Malpighiales; Euphorbiaceae
Product: bifunctional protein FolD 4, chloroplastic
Exons: 5
Coding region: 162-1256 (364 amino acids)
Biological process (GO): tetrahydrofolate interconversion
Cellular component (GO): cytosol
Molecular function (GO): methenyltetrahydrofolate cyclohydrolase activity; methylenetetrahydrofolate dehydrogenase (NADP+) activity
Source: RefSeq, a predicted model, not a curated record